Molecule: messenger RNA, 1468 nt
Organism: Populus euphratica (Euphrates poplar)
Lineage: Eukaryota; Viridiplantae; Streptophyta; Magnoliopsida; Malpighiales; Salicaceae
Product: protein TIFY 6B-like
Exons: 7
Coding region: 177-1163 (328 amino acids)
Biological process (GO): regulation of jasmonic acid mediated signaling pathway; regulation of defense response; response to wounding
Cellular component (GO): nucleus
Source: RefSeq, a predicted model, not a curated record
GCUUUAAAUAAUAGAAGCAUGGCUGGGAUUUCUCUCUCUUUUCUCUCUCCAGGAAUUUUGGUCUUUUGAAGAGUAGAGAGAUUGAUUGAUUGAUCCGUAUUGUAAUUGCGCUCGUCUUUCGAGGUUGGUCUUAGCUGAAUUCUCUGUAGUAAGCUAGUUCUUUUGAAGAGAGUGAAAUGGAAAGAGAUUUUUUGGGUUUGAGUUCAAAAGAACCAUUGACUGUGGUUAAGGAGGAGGUAAACGCUGAUGGGUGUAAAGAGUCAGGUCUAGGGAUGCAGUGGCCCUUCUCUAACAAGGUCUCCACCCCUCGUCAUUCCACGGCUGAAAUCCAGAAAUUAUUCAAUCUCAAUAGACAAGGUGGGACUCAUUUUUCACUGACUGCUUAUCCUGUGCAACACGAUGUGCAUUCUAUGCAUCAUCCUCAUGAUGUGAAGAUGUUUCCAGUCUCCAAUCAUGCAAUUCCAAUUUCUAUGGGCAACCAUUUCUUCAAGAAUCAUUAUCCAGCAACGGGUCAGAAUAUGGCUGGGACUACCACGAAGCCACAGUUGCUAGGAGGAAUUCCUGUCACAGCUCCACAUUCAAUUUUUCCAAUGGUUGGUUCUGUUGCUGGGUUAACAGACUCAAGUGUCAAGGCAUCCGGGUCUCCUGCUCAAUUGACCAUCUUUUAUGCUGGCUCAGUCAAUGUCUAUGAUGAUAUAUCCCCUGAGAAGGCUCAGGCAAUCAUGUUCUUGGCUGGAAAUGGGUCUUCCAUUUCAUCUAACUCGGCACAGCCAAUAGUGCAAGGCCAGGCAUCUAGCUCUAAGCCAGCAGCAGCUGAUCUUGGUCCCGUGAACCAACCUAUGAUGUCCACUCCACCAUGCUCUCGUCUCUCAAGCCCAUCACAUACUGGUGCCCAAUCAGGGAGUGGGUCAACUAGUACUGAGGAAAUCAUAGCAACUAAAACCACAGGAGCUGUGACCACUCAUGUUACCAAACCAGAGCAUCAAAAGACAGCAAAUGUAGUGGGAUCUGUUACUACAACCACCAUGAUGCCAUCUGUCCCUCAGGCUCGAAAAGCAUCCUUGGCUCGGUUUUUAGAGAAGCGCAAGGAAAGGGUGAUGAAUGCGGCACCAUACAACCUCAAUAAGAAAUCUCCACAUUUUACCAACCCUGAACCCUAUUAAGCAAGUUAUCUGCAAUCUCUGCAGCCUGAACUGGUUGUUCUUUUAGCAAGAAAAGGGAGUGGACCACUAUGCAUGAAGCCAGAGCAGAAGGGAAUAAUUAUUGAGAUUUUGUGUAGCAAGUUAAAGGUGUCAGUAGUGUUUUCUUUUGUAGAAUGAUUGUAAUCACGACUCUGUUUGAUCGUCAAACCUAACUCUUAUUCUAUUCUAUUCUACUAUACACUAGAGGUGUACAACUCAGCUGCUUUACUAUUCAUAUGCUUUGCUAUUCAUGUAAACGAAGAAGCAACUUGUAUUUUUUUUAUCUC